Molecule: messenger RNA, 1421 nt
Organism: Dufourea novaeangliae
Lineage: Eukaryota; Metazoa; Arthropoda; Insecta; Hymenoptera; Halictidae
Gene: Spx
Product: splicing factor 3B subunit 4
Exons: 4
Coding region: 61-1302 (413 amino acids)
Biological process (GO): positive regulation of mRNA splicing, via spliceosome
Cellular component (GO): nucleolus; U12-type spliceosomal complex
Molecular function (GO): RNA binding
Source: RefSeq, a predicted model, not a curated record
ACUAGUUGUAUAUAACCAUACCUAACCCUGGCCGAUAAAUUAAGAUAACUAUUGAUAACUAUGGCAGCCGGUCCUAUUGCAGAACGUAAUCAAGAUGCUACCAUAUAUGUGGGUGGUUUGGAUGACAAAGUCACAGAAUCCCUUAUGUGGGAACUGUUUGUCCAAUCAGGACCAGUGGUCAAUGUACACAUGCCUAAAGACAGGGUGACCCAAAUGCAUCAGGGCUAUGGAUUUGUUGAGUUCAUGGGUGAGGAGGAUGCAGACUAUGCUAUUAAAAUAAUGAAUAUGAUAAAAUUAUACGGAAAACCAAUCAGAGUGAAUAAAGCAAGUGCCCAUCAAAAGAAUCUGGAUGUCGGGGCCAACAUUUUUAUUGGAAAUCUUGAUCCUGAAGUAGAUGAAAAGUUGUUGUACGACACUUUCAGUGCAUUUGGAGUAAUUCUUCAAACACCCAAGAUAAUGAGAGAUCCUGAAACAGGAAAUUCAAAGGGUUUUGCAUUCAUAAACUUUGCCUCAUUUGAUGCAUCAGAUGCAAGUAUAGAAGCAAUGAACGGUCAAUAUCUGUGCAACAGGCCCAUUUCUGUGUCAUACGCAUUCAAGCGUGAUGCCAAGGGAGAAAGACACGGCAGUGCAGCCGAGCGAUUGCUGGCCGCUCAAAAUCCUCUGAGCCAAGCAGACAGGCCUCAUCAAUUGUUCGCGGAUGCACCUCCAUUGGCACCGCCUCCAAUGCCAAAUGCAGGUCCAGCGGUUCAUCAAGCCGCUCAUCAUCCACAGCAUCACGUGAUGCAUCACGGAAUGGUUGUUCCACCCCCGCCACCACCAUCGACACCGGGACCACCGAUGGGUCAUCCUCCACCACCACCCGUUCCACCUCCACCAUCGAGUGGUUUUCCACCAUCCAGUAUUCCUCCACCCCCGUUACCACCAAUGUCAAUGGCGGCUCAUCCUCCUCUACCUCCUGGAAUGCCACCCCCACUGCCACCAAUGCCAGUACCGUCGUCUCAAUCGCAACAGACGACGGCCAGGAUGAUGGCACCGCCCCCACCUCAUUGGGGUGUCAGUGGUCCUCCUCAAGGUCAAUUCCCACCGCCACCACCACCCUCAUCAGCCGGAGGACCACAUCCCCCACAAUUCGGACAAUUUCAACCUCCACCACCACGUCCUCCACCCGGUUGGAGACACCCACCGCCUCCUCCCGUGUCUCAAGGAGGCCCUCCACCACCCCCACCCCCGCAAUUCCGACCACCCUUCCCACCAAGAGGUCCACCGCCUCCACCACCUCCGCACGAUUCCAAUCAAUAUUAAAAUUAACAUUCACUCGGACUACUGGCGUCUUGUCUUCGCUCACCUGCAACUGUAAUAUAACGAUAUUGACUGUGUUCAUUAUCUUUAACCUCGCCACAGGUUUUAUAAACUGUAAAAAC